AGGCAGUGAUAGAUAGAGGCGGUGAUGGAUAGAAAGGUUGUUUGUGAAGGGUGAUGGGCUGUAACCCAAUCUGUUUGCAUGAGAGUAUUAUUGGGAUUGUGUUUGUGUUUGUGUUUGAUCAAUGGCUAACCCCUGUUGCACUAUUGAGAUGGAGCCUAGGACCUUGAAUGGAGGGCAAAUCACCCUUGCCCGGGAAGUAGCUGGUGACAUAGUUCAAAAAGAGGAGCCAGAUGAGGCCUCUAAUAUCUUCAUGGGAUUGAAACCAGUUUCCGAGAUUAAGGAGGUGGUGGUGGAGAAUGUUGAGAAUGGAGAUUCAAAAGACAGGGUGGUUGAGAGUGAAGAGAAGAAGACCGACAUCGUCAUUGGAACAUCUUGCCAAUGCUCAUGCACUUCUUCCAUUAUGGAAUCCCCAGAUGAUCUUCAACUUAAGCUUAAGGAGCCCCUUUCAGCUCCAUUUUAAAAUUAUUGGACUGUAAUUUUUAGGAUUGUAAGAUAUAGCUUAUUGCACCACUGUCUUCUCAAACUAGAUGUUUAGGGAAUGAUUAUUGGUUUUUCAUGUGCUGGACGAAUGUAAUUAAAUUUGUCAUAGCUAGUAUAUAUGUGGACGACUAACUAGCUGG
Molecule: messenger RNA, 620 nt
Organism: Camellia sinensis
Lineage: Eukaryota; Viridiplantae; Streptophyta; Magnoliopsida; Ericales; Theaceae
Source: RefSeq, a predicted model, not a curated record